AUGGGUGUUCAUCGUUUUUAUUUAUCACUCUUUCUAUGUAUUGGAGCUGCUCCAUUAAUAUCAUCUGCUAUAGAUUGCAAUACUUAUAAUCCAUUGAUAUGUCAACCUGAUCUUUUGCAAUUUUGUUUCACUGAUGGUACUUUAAUUCAGGGUUCUUGUGAAGCCUCUCAUAUGGUUUGUAAUGAAAGUAAAGUGAUAGAUGAAUCGUUUGCAUCAUGUCAAUCAAGUGAUACAUUUAAUUGUACUGGUUAUUCUUCAAUUGACCCUUGUUUACCAGACCUGAUAGAAUAUUGUUUUACUAAUGGUGAAAAAGUUGUUGGUACUUGUGCUGCUAAAAGUAAAUACUGUGUCGACAAUUUAGAGAUUGAUGCAUCUGGGAACUCUUGUGAGGAUCCGUCCAUUGAUUGCGACAACCAUGAUCCGAAUGAAAUCUGUAGACCCGAUCUUGUGGAAUAUUGCUUGUCGGAUGGUAGAAAGAUUGCGGGAUUAUGCCAAGCCGGAAAAAUUGUUUGCAGUGAGGAUGUGACGUUAGAUUUAACUGGUUUAGCUUGUGCUAAAGUAGAUUGUGGUAGAUAUAAUGCCACUCAACAAUGUAAUAGUGCUGAUAAAACUGAAUAUUGUUUGGGUGAUGGUCCUGACCAUAUCGCUGUAGGAGAAUGUGAGGCGUUAGCAGCCAUUUGCUUAAAUGGCAAGGAGCCCAAUUUUGAAGAGGGUGGAUGUUCAGCAUGCAGUCAAAUUUCUAAAAUACCUGCUUUAUUGGUAUUUAUCAUAUAUAUUAUAUAUAAUGUUUAA
Lottia gigantea (owl limpet) is the source of this 792-nucleotide messenger RNA. RefSeq lists its product as hypothetical. Bases 1 to 792 code for a protein of 263 amino acids. The record is from RefSeq and is a predicted model, not a curated record. NCBI's taxonomy places the organism in Eukaryota, Metazoa, Mollusca, Gastropoda, Lottiidae. The transcript is spliced from 6 exons.